This is a messenger RNA of Beta vulgaris subsp. vulgaris (sugar beet), 1575 nucleotides long. RefSeq lists its product as uncharacterized. Gene Ontology annotation, molecular function: rRNA binding; rRNA (pseudouridine) methyltransferase activity. Gene Ontology annotation, cellular component: nucleolus; small-subunit processome. Gene Ontology annotation, biological process: rRNA base methylation. Bases 366 to 1220 code for a protein of 284 amino acids. The transcript is spliced from 7 exons. Lineage: Eukaryota; Viridiplantae; Streptophyta; Magnoliopsida; Caryophyllales; Amaranthaceae. The record is from RefSeq and is a predicted model, not a curated record.
ACGGCGGAGACAAGUCAAAUACUGGUGCCGAUGGAGAAGAUGCGACCGGAAAAUAGGCCGACGAGCGCCGGAAAGACGACCGAAGAGCUACCGACGAGACCAAAGAACUUCUAGGCGACGAGGCAGAAGUGAAAAUAGUAUGAAAAGCGAUGGAACAGCGGCAAAAAAAGCGAUUUAAAAACGAUGGAACUCGCCGGAGACCCGCCGGAAACCUACGCGGCGCCAGAUCUCCGGCGAGUGCUAGGGUUAGGUCGUUUUUUGUAGAGAGAGGGCAGAGGGAAAAUUUUAGAGAGAGAUGUAAAUUUAUUCAACUACAUUGACUUAAGGAUGUCGAGAUUGUAUUAUGGUGUUAUCAACUUAUUAGGAUGGGGAAAAUAGAACAAAAAUCUUUGCAGCCCUGUUCAACCAAGAGGAAAAAAUUGAACAGGGAUGGGCUAAUAACUAUUGGAGAUGAGGCAAAGCGUGGCGAAAAUGAGUUGGAUUCAACAAGUCAAAUCAGUCAAUCAACAACGGAUGAAGUGAAAAUUGAGGAUGAGGAGGUUAAUUUAUGUUGCAUUCCUGUGUUGCAUACUUGUGGGAAUCCAGGUGCACGUGGAGGUGUAACGUUUAUUCUUGAGAAAGCUUCACUGACCCUUGCUUAUGUUGGAAAAAGGUACCAAAUACUAUCUUCAGAUGAGCACGCUGAUUAUUUACGAAAGAAGAAAUUGAAUCCUUAUGAUCACAGGCCGGACAUUGUCCAUGAGGCGCUCCUUCAAAUUAUGGAUAGCCGACUUCGUUUGGCUGGUAGGCUGAGAGCAGUGUACAUCCGCACAGAUGAAGGAAUUUUGAUCAAAGUAGAGCCGAAUUCUAUGAUACCUAGGACAUUAGGAAAUUUCUGCAAUAUGAUGGCUGAAUUACUGCAAACGCUUAGGAUCAAAGCCAAGGGUCACCAUAAAAAGCUUCUGCGUGUGGUGGCUAACCCUGUAUCCAAGUAUUUGCCUCCUAUGUCACGUAAGAUAGGUCUUUCAUUUAGUUCAGAGAAGGCUGUUCAGCUACGAGAGUAUGUCAGUGGUGUUAAUUGCAAUGAAGAUGUCGUGUUUGUGGUUGGUGCAAUGGCUCAUGGUAAAAUUGAAUGUGAUUAUAUUGAGGAUCUUGUAUCAGUUUCUCACCAUCGCUUAAGCUCUGCGGAUUGUUUGAGACAUAUAUGUAUCGCAAUGGAGAGGAAAUGGAGCAUAUGUUGAUGUUAAGUCUGCAUUCCUUAUUGUUUCCUAGACAACAUGUUUCAAAAAAAUCGAGCGGUGAUCUUGAUGGUGCUGAAGCAACUUUUGCUUGUCAAAGCAUGACAAACUGAAAUUCCAGUCCAAUGGAUGAGAGGGCUUUGGAUAACAUAAUUGUUUUGGGAGAAAAGCGAUGAGAAAUCAGUGUAAUUAUAUCUUAUUUAUCUGUAUGGUGGAAAAUGAGGUAGAGAUUUAGCAAGAAUUAGAAGUUAGAAUGGAGUUAUUUCAAAAAGAUGAAGUUAUGAUGCAGUGUUAUUUCACAAGUAAUACAUUAAUUAAUUAAUACUAUUUUAUAAAACCACGCAAAAGUUUAUAGUAA